Caenorhabditis remanei is the source of this 318-nucleotide messenger RNA. RefSeq lists its product as uncharacterized. Lineage: Eukaryota; Metazoa; Nematoda; Chromadorea; Rhabditida; Rhabditidae. The transcript has 2 exons. Bases 1 to 318 code for a protein of 105 amino acids. The record is from RefSeq and is a predicted model, not a curated record.
AUGGAAACGCAUGAAAAAGCGGAGAAAUCGAUUGAUGAACGGGUCCAUCAACAGCUGGUUUAUAAGGAUAAUCGAAUUAUCGAUUUGAACAAUGAACGAGUCCGCGAGCACAAUGAAGUGGCGACGGUCAAAAAUCAGGCGAUGCGAAUCGUUCAGCAGAAAUUCGAAGAGAUGAAUCGAGACAAGAAGGAUAUGUCGACUGAAACUGAACCGAAUUUAUUCAAUUCGACGUCUUCUACGACGUCUUCUAAAAAUUCAGAACGUCGCGCGCGGAGCUCGUCUCCAGGACACGUUAUUGCAGCGAGAAGUGCGUUUUAG